AUGGAUCUCGCGCUCUACAAGGACACAAUCGUCUCUCGCGGGUUUACAUACCACUACUUCUACUCCCCCGCCGCCUCAGGCCAACCGACGCUGCUGCUCGUACACGGCUUUCCGUCAAGCUCGUAUGACUGGCGACGACAGGUCGCGUAUUUUCAGCCCAAGGGCUACGGGAUCCUCGUCCCGGACCUCCUAGGGGCCGGGGGCACGUCAAAGCCGGAUAGCGCGGACGCCUUCCGCUUCGCGCUCAUCGCGCGCGACCUCGUCGACGUUCUCGAUGCCGAGGGGCUGCAGACGGUCGUUGGAAUUGGACACGACUGGGGUUCGGCCGUGCUGUCGCGCCUCGCGAACCUGUACAGUGGGCGGUUCCACGCCUUCGCGUGGCUGGCGCUCUCAUACUUCCCGCCGGCAUGGCAGACGUCUGGGCUUGCGGAUGCUGGUGCGAUGAGUACACAGUUUGGAUACUGGGAGUACUUGUCACGGGACGACGCGUUCGUGAUGACUGAGAAGAAUCUCGAUAGCUUCCUCUUGCUCGCCUAUCCAGAGACGCCGGACCAUUGGCACAAGUCGCUGGCGCCACUAGGCAAGACCCAAGUGUGGAUCGAGGCGAACCGGCAAACUGGGCUUCCCGAUUGGCUGCCUCAAGAGGAGUACGACGUCAUGCGCGAGAUACUGGCGAAUGCCGGACUCAAGUCCGUUUUGAACUACUACAAAGCCAUGGUCAGCGGUGCGAACGCUCAAGACGAGAAGAGCAUACCUUCGGAAGCGCAUAUGAUACAGAAACCAGCGCUGUUCAUUGCUUCGGCGUGCGACCCCGUGUGCACAGCGGGAGGGGGCAAAACGGUCAUGGCCCAGUAUGCCCCGCACGCAACGAUCGUGGAGCUCGACGUGGGUCACUGGCCGCAUCUGGAGGAGACCGAAAAGGUGAAUCUGGCGCUCGAGAAAUGGUUGGAAACACUCAACCUGGGCAAGCUCUGA
This is a messenger RNA of Trametes versicolor FP-101664 SS1, 975 nucleotides long. Its product is annotated as alpha/beta-hydrolase. The transcript is spliced from 5 exons. Bases 1 to 975 code for a protein of 324 amino acids. NCBI's taxonomy places the organism in Eukaryota, Fungi, Basidiomycota, Agaricomycetes, Polyporales, Polyporaceae. The record is from RefSeq and is a predicted model, not a curated record. Gene Ontology annotation, molecular function: catalytic activity.